Messenger RNA from Rhododendron vialii, 1350 nucleotides. RefSeq names its product probable polygalacturonase At3g15720. Gene Ontology annotation, biological process: carbohydrate metabolic process. The record is from RefSeq and is a predicted model, not a curated record. The transcript is spliced from 10 exons. Bases 1 to 1350 code for a protein of 449 amino acids. Gene Ontology annotation, molecular function: polygalacturonase activity. NCBI's taxonomy places the organism in Eukaryota, Viridiplantae, Streptophyta, Magnoliopsida, Ericales, Ericaceae.
AUGAGUAAUUUGUUCUCGAGGUGGAGACAAAAACCCCCUUUUUCAAAAGAUGGAAAGCUAUUUGGGAGAGCUACGUUGGAUGAACAAAGGAAAAUAGAGAUGCUUCUUUUUCGUUCCAGUGCGGCGGACGCAGAAUUUGGUUUUCACACUAUUGCUUUGCUUCUACUACUCCUAUGCAUGGUUAUGGUGGAAUCAUCAGCACAAGGAGGAGGCUUUGACGUGGUAGAAUUUGGGGCUGUUGGAGAUGGUGAAACAGAUGAUUCUAAGGCUUUUCAGAAGGCUUGGAAAGAAGUUUGUGGAUCUACAUCAAAUGAAAAUUCUAGUCUCCUUGUACCAAAGGGUAAGACAUUCUUGUUGAAGACGGCGUUGUUCGAAGGCCCAUGCAAAUCCCCUUCAAUCAAUUUUCAGGUUUUAGGCAACAUUAUAGCACCAAUCAAGAAAGAUUUUGGUAAUGGAACAAGAUUUUGGCUAGUUUUCAGCAAAGUAGAUGGACUUAUUGUCAAUGGAGAUGGAGACGUUGAUGGCAAUGGGCCAAGUUGGUGGGCAAUUUGUGGAAAAGUUUUGACAAUCAACAGUUGUAGGAAUCUUCAAGUUAGCGAAUUGAGAAUUACAAACGCUCCACAAAAUCACAUCUCAAUGACAAACUGUGCUGACAUCACAAUCUCCAACAUCAAUAUAACAACACCCGGCACAGUCCCUAAUACCGAUGGCAUCGAUAUCUCUCUGUCCACCAGGGUUACAAUUCAAGAUUCCGUCAUCAAAACGGGUGAUGAUUGCAUUGCUCUCAAUACUGGCUGCUCCUACGUCAACAUUACCGGAGUACAUUGUGGCCCAGGCCAUGGAAUAAGCAUUGGAAGCUUGGGAAAAGAUGGGAGUAAAGGAACCGUGGAAGAGGUGCAUGUAGUAAAUUGCACCUUCUUUGGGACUCAAAAUGCGGCAAGGAUCAAGACAUGGCAGGGUGGCUCGGGAUUUGCUAAGAAUAUCUUGUUCAAGGACAUUACCCUAGUUGAAUCUAAGAACCCCAUCUUGAUUAACCAGUACUAUUGCGACGGUAGCAAGAAUUGCAAAAAUCAAACGUCGGCGGUGAAGAUAAGUGACAUCUCAUUCAUCGGAUUUACCGGGACGUCUGCCUCCCGAGCGGCGGUCCAAUUACUGUGCAGUGAAAGCGUAGGUUGCAAUCGGCUAGUGCUGGAUGGGAUCAGCAUAACAGCAUCAGCUAAUGCUGGAGGGGGAAAAGAUGGUUAUAUUUCCUCAAAAUGCAUCAAUGCCCAUGGAACUUCAAGUGCUUCUAACAUGCCUAGUGUUCCCUGCUUACUUCCCAAUGAAGAUGAUAAGCCUCUACACAGUUAA